Hippopotamus amphibius kiboko is the source of this 1718-nucleotide messenger RNA. RefSeq names its product TP53RK binding protein (gene TPRKB). NCBI's taxonomy places the organism in Eukaryota, Metazoa, Chordata, Mammalia, Artiodactyla, Hippopotamidae. Bases 695 to 1222 code for a protein of 175 amino acids. Gene Ontology annotation, cellular component: EKC/KEOPS complex; cytosol; nucleus. The record is from RefSeq and is a predicted model, not a curated record. Gene Ontology annotation, biological process: tRNA threonylcarbamoyladenosine modification; telomere maintenance via recombination. The transcript is spliced from 5 exons.
CAGGAGCGGGAGACGCAGCCCCGGCACCCAUGACCGUGACUCUCCAGGCGCUGCCUGUGAUUCUCGGCGCCCUCGUUUAUCGAGCGCCUCCCGAGGCCCGGCCCUGGCCUGCAGCCCGGCAGUGAUAGGCUCAGUCUCUCCCUGAUGUAUCAGCUGACGAUACAUCAUCCUUAUAGCCCGCGACUCCUCAAAGUUGUGACAGAGGAGCUCGUAGAAUAGGGAGAUAGUCCUGGGGUUCUGGCCGCGCUGGUAAAUGGACUCUUACCGGCUGGUUGAAGGGAGGGAGGAUUGAAUCAGGGGAACUGCCUGUCCGAGAGGGCGCGCCGGGGCGGGAGCGUGGUCGGGGAGACGUGCGCUGGGAAGCCGAAGAGGGAGGAAGGGCCCAGAUCACAGAGUUUGGAACGCCGUGACGUAAAGGGCCUUUUUCAUAAGAGCAGCAGGGGAAAAAAAAGCAGAAGGAUAGGAUUUGGUUUAUAUUUUGAAAAGAUCACUUUGACUCCCAGGUGGAGGUUGGAUGAUAGGAGGGCAGGAAUUGUGUGGCGACCACUUCUAGGUCACACCUGUAGAUGAGAGAUGGUGGCCUACGGUGGUGGGUAUGGGAGAGAAUUGGACUCGUCAAAAUGAUAUUUAAAAAUUGACAAGACUUUUGGAUUAGAUACAGGGUUUGAGUGAGAGAAUCCUGCUUAUCGAUGAAAUGCAGUUAACACAUCAGCUGGACCUAUUUCCCGAAUACAGGGUGACCCUUCUGUUAUUUAAAGAUGUAAAAAAUGCUGGAGACUUGAGAAAAAAGGCCAUGGAAGGUGCCAUUGAUGGCUCGCUAAUAAACCCUACAGUGAUUGUUGAUCCAUUUCAGAUACUUGUGGCAGCAAAUAAAGCAGUUCACCUCUACAAACUGGGAAAAAUGAAGACAAGAACUCUAUCUACUGAAAUUAUUUUCAACCUUUCCCCAAAUAACAAUAUUUCAGAGGCCUUGAAAAAAUUUGGUAUCUCGGCUCAUGACACUUCAAUUCUGAUUGCUUAUAUUGAAGAGGGAGAAAAACAAAUAAAUCAAGAAUACCUAAUAUCUCAGGUAGAAGGUCAUCAAGUUUCUCUGAAAAAUCUCCCUGAAAUAACAAAUAUUACAGAAGUCAAAAAGAUAUAUAAACUAUCUUCACAAGAAGAAAGUAUUGGGACAUUAUUGGAUGGUAUCAUUUGUAGAAUGUCAACAAAAGAUGUUUUGUGAAAUGACAGAAAUAUUAAGAAUUUUCAGCAAUUAUAAAAAACAUUCAUUAUUUUUCCCGGAUUAUAAAAUGUAUUAUGUUUGUGAUAUAAAUUUUAAAACACAGAAUAGUAACAAAGGAAAAAAAAAAAAAAAACACUCCUGGUCCGGUCUCUUAAUAUUUUAAAAGAUAACCAUGAUUGCUAUAUUUGUUAGUGUCUGCUAAUCUAUUUCUGUUCAAAUAUAUUUUAUUUUUAUAUAAUCGGAAUAAUUCUAAAUAUUUAUUGGAUGUCUACAGUGUACUAGGUUCUUGUCUUAAUGAGUCAUAUUCCUGCACUUACUUCUGGCUACUGCAGCAUUCCUAGCCUCCUGGUUCCAAGUUUUUACAUGCAAGAAUUCAUUUAAUUAUCAUAGCAUCAUAUGAAGUAGAUACUGUUAUUACUCCCAUUUUACACAAAGGCAACUAAAAGUUUGUAGAAAUAAUAAAUAACUUGCCCAAGGUCAUACAUCAUGUUUUAUA